AUGUCCUUCGACAGCUCCAACACUACCAGCGACGGCGUCAGCGCCAGCGCCAACGCCACCGUUCCCGAGCUUCGCGAUCCCGACUACGUCACCGCCGUGCUGCAACUGCCUGCGGGCCGCACCGAGUGUCAGGUUGACGACGACCUGGUAGCAAAGGCCAAUGCGCUGGGCAUCUCCACCGAGGCGGCCACCGAGAAGCGCAUUACUUCGAGCGUCGAGUCUGCGUCCACCGUGUACAAUGCACGCACUUUUUCUAUGCUUUCGGGUGGAUCCACGAGCACAGCACUCACCGCACACUCAUCGUUGUUCGCACCCACGACACCCGAUCUCGGAAUCGCCAGCGCCCGAGAAUCCAAGGACCUCAACUUCGCCCAGUACGACCGCUAUCUGUCAAUACUGGACCCUCACCAAAACCCCAGCAGGUGUCUCAAGGAGCCAGCCCAGGCCGAUGCUACUGCCCAGAGCGUUUUCAGCGGCAAGACCAGGAGGAGCCUCUUCAGCGUCAAGUCGGGCCUCAAGAACCGGAUACGAUGGCGGAAGAAGGCGCCCCAAUCCCUCGAAGUAAUGAUGACCUGCUUUCGCUGUCGCUCCGACUUCAAGACCUCGACUUCACUUCACAACAUUCCCUGCGGCCACACUUAUUGCGCCGAUUGCCUGGAAACCAUUGUUACCCAAGCGAUAGCUGAAGAGUCCAGCAUGCCACCUCGAUGCUGCGAACAGCCACUGCCAGGGACGAUUAUCAAAGAUCUGCUGAGCCGUGACGCCCAACAACAAUUCCUCAAGGCCAUUGUCCAGUACGGCACACCUUGGCAAGCCAGGAUAUUCUGCCCCAACGCCUCGUGCGGAGAGUUUAUCCCGCCGCACCACAAAUUGGACCACAAACAUCCGUUCAAUGUAACGUGCCGCAAGUGCAACACCCGGGUAUGCCUCACGUGCAAACGCAAGGCCCACCCGACCGGUAAAAACUGCCCAGAAGACUGGGAACUGGACCACAUGAUCAAACUGGACGGGAAGGAUGGGGCAAGGAGAUGCUACAAGUGCCAGAACUUGGUCGAGAUGGUCGAUGGGAGCACCCAGAUGAAGUGUCGUUGCGAUGCCGAAUUCUGCUCUAUCUGCGGUGGCGUUUGGGAUGCCAAGACUGGAUGCCCCAAUUCUUGCGAUUUCGAAGAAGAGCUGGAACGACGAAGAAAGGAGGAAGAGGUUCAACUGGCCCAGUACGAAGAAGAGAAGGCGGCACAGGAGGCGGCCGCGGCAACGGCGUCUGCCGAGCGUCUCGAAGCCGAGGAACGAACGAAGUCUCGAGACGAAUUCCGAAGCCUGGGAGAAUCACAGACCCAAGAAAUGCGACGGUUCCAGGAGUUUGCAGCGAAGACCAAGGAGGCCAUACAUACCCGCCACGCUCAAGAGAAAGUGACAUUGGCGGCAAAGCAAGCCGAGCAGGAGGAGAAGAUGAAGGAGCGGCAUGUCAGGACGGUUGCUCAUCUCGAAGACCGACAGGUGGCGGCCGAGAUGGACCUACGGACUACGCUGGAACAGAGCGAAAGGAGUGUCAAAAUCCGUCUGAAGCACAUGGAGGCCUAUUGUGAUGGCCUGGGCCGCAGCAAUGGGCAAGGCCCUGGCAGUGCGCUGCCACCACGUGUAGUGACGGAGCGUGACCUUCGCGAGUUGGGCCAGCAAUACAACCUCCGAGACGGCAUGGAUCGACUUCACCAGGCCAAGAUCAACGUGAUGCGCGAUCGGCAGGCGAAACGAAUGGAGGAACUAGCCGAUCGACAGGAUUCAGAAUUGGAGAAGCUCACGGACAAGGGCCAUCAAGACCAAGAAGACUGGACAUUGCAAGCCGCACAGGAUGACGAGACUCAUGCGACCAUGUUCGCGUCGCGCAAGGCGAAACUCAUCCGCCGAUGGGAACUGAGCAUCGAAAUCCUCCGGAAGGAGCUCGAAACACAGGACGGCCUCAAAUAUGCGCCUAUCCCCACGCCGGUAUGGCCCGACGACAACGACAGCAACGCAUCAACCGCCGAGCAGAUUCAGGCGUGA
Molecule: messenger RNA, 2040 nt
Organism: Ilyonectria robusta
Lineage: Eukaryota; Fungi; Ascomycota; Sordariomycetes; Hypocreales; Nectriaceae
Exons: 2
Coding region: 1-2040 (679 amino acids)
Biological process (GO): positive regulation of proteasomal ubiquitin-dependent protein catabolic process; ubiquitin-dependent protein catabolic process; protein polyubiquitination
Cellular component (GO): ubiquitin ligase complex; cytoplasm
Molecular function (GO): ubiquitin conjugating enzyme binding; ubiquitin protein ligase activity; zinc ion binding
Source: RefSeq, a predicted model, not a curated record